CGUGAGUGUGACCAUCAUCAGCCUCCCUGGGAACUAUCCUGUUGAUCUUUAUUGAGUGUAGUAACCUUGUGUGGCAGUGCUACACCUCAGUGAAUAGAGGGGGAGAACAAAGGACAGAAAAUAUGUGGAAGGAUAGACAGCAGAGGAUCUUGUUUGUGUCCGUCAGCUGUGGGUUGGCGCUGGUCGUAGCAGUUCUAGUGAGUGUCUUGUUCUGGCGCCUCCACACUUUUUGGUACCUAAAGAUGACUUGGGCAUGGCUCAAGGCCAAGAAAAACUGCCUUUGCCUCCUACAGUGAAAGAGAUGCAAGCUGGGUGGAAGACUUCCUGGUACCUGAGCUGGAGGAACCAAGCUCGUCUGACUGUGAGUCCCAGCUUCUCUCAGGUCUUUAAAGGAGACUUUGUGUCUCUGAGCUGUGAGGAGGACGACAGCUCUGCUGGAUGGACUCUGAGGAGAAACACCACUAGAGGACAGAGGACUCAGUGUGGAGCUGGGUGGGGAAAACCAGCUGGUUCUUCCUGUAACAUCAGCUACAUCUCCACCAAGGACAGUGGAGUUUACUGGUGUGAGUCCAGAGAGGGAGCAACCAGUAACAGCAUCAACCUCACUGUCUCUGGUGGACCAGUGAUCCUGCAGAGUCCUGUCCUCCCUGUGAUGGAGGGAGAUGACGUCACUCUGCUCUGUAAAACAAGGACCACUCCCUCCAUCCUCUCAGCUACUUUCUAUAAAGAUGGCUCCUUCAUCAGGACUGAGUCUACAGGUCACAUGACCAUCCACCAUGUUACCAGGUCUGAUGAAGGCCUCUACAAGUGUCACAUCAUCAGUCAUGGAGAGUCUCCAUCCAGCUGGAUCACUGUCACAGAGAAACCUACAACCACAGCUCCACCCACAUCUACAUCCCCACCUUGCAACAAUGCUGAGGCCACGCCCCCUCCACCAUCCUCCCUCCACCUUGUCCUCAGACUGGUCUGCCACCUGGUGGUGUUCUGUCCAUACUUCAUCUCCAUUCUCCUCAUGGUGUCUUUAUGUCGACACACUGAAGUCUUUGACAAAUAUUAACCAGAAAUAAAGGUGGCUCAUUUCACACACAGUAAUAUGUACGUUUCUUCGUUAGAUGGUGUGUUUUCCUGGAAAUACGUAAUAUAAAAUGUGGUCUUAUUUCUGUUAAUUAAAUGCGGGACCCCAUAUAUCCAA
Molecule: messenger RNA, 1192 nt
Organism: Mugil cephalus (flathead mullet)
Lineage: Eukaryota; Metazoa; Chordata; Actinopteri; Mugiliformes; Mugilidae
Product: Fc receptor-like B
Exons: 4
Coding region: 254-1057 (267 amino acids)
Biological process (GO): cell surface receptor signaling pathway
Molecular function (GO): transmembrane signaling receptor activity
Source: RefSeq, a predicted model, not a curated record